Molecule: messenger RNA, 775 nt
Organism: Microdochium trichocladiopsis
Lineage: Eukaryota; Fungi; Ascomycota; Sordariomycetes; Xylariales; Microdochiaceae
Exons: 4
Coding region: 163-645 (160 amino acids)
Source: RefSeq, a predicted model, not a curated record
UGCUCAUAAAACCACAGGGCGCUUUAGGUGAUAAAGCUUCGGAAGCCCGGUGGCAAACUCUACUAUAGCAGGCUCUUGCGCAUUCUCGAAGGGCAUCGUAUGAUUGUCGGGCGUGGCUGAGCUACGAUCUGUCAUGAUAUUUGAUCAGGCACCCCUCGAUUUAUGUUCAGUCUCAUGAGCGUUAUCGCAGGCAACCCGACGACGCCGAACGACUACGACGCCUCAGCUCCAGAUUCGCGUAUACCGGCUUUGGUGACAGUUGGCGUCGUCGUCGUCGUCGUAGCCCUCGUGCUCUCCAUUCUCUGUCUGGUGAAAUUACAGAGCCAUAAUCAGCCUCAGAGAGACGUUGAGAGAGCAAAAAGGAAAUUGAAGGAGACAAUCGACCUGCGAAUGCUAAAUGAUGCAAGCCCCUCACAAAAGUACGAGCAGAUUCAGGGGUUUAAGAGGGAGGCUGCUGUGGCUUCAACCCAGUCCAGCGCAGCUGAAGUCUGUGCAAUCUGCCUCGAAGUCCUAGUGGAUGUGGACAGCGUCCGACGAUUGAAAUGCAACCAUCUGUUUCACACGACUUGCAUCGACUCUUGGCUCAAAAACCGUCAUGUCGAUUGCCCAUUAUGCAAGUCAAUAUUUAUUCCAACAGAGGCGUAACGGGCUGAGCGGUAAUGACCUCGGGGCAAAGGCCCUCGUCCAGGCAAACUCCCGGCUACUUCUUCUAUCUUCCUCAUCAGAGUCUUCUUUGUACAUCAGGUCCCAUUUGGUAGCAAUGCAAGUCGGUUCC